Paramecium pentaurelia is the source of this 778-nucleotide messenger RNA. Lineage: Eukaryota; Ciliophora; Oligohymenophorea; Peniculida; Parameciidae. The record is from the annotation of a GenBank genome assembly.
AUGAAAAACUAUGAAUAAUAAGUAGAUAUUUAAACUAAUUUAGUCUAUUCCUCUUGAUCAGGAAUUUAGUGACUAAAAUAUUUUUACAUACUAUUAAAGAUCCAAUUAAAUCCGCCCUAAAAUGAGACUCUUUGCUUUAUAAUAAAACAUUAUAAAAAGAUAACCUAAUGAUAAUGUCAAUCACUUGUAAAUUCAAUCUAGUAUGAAUAUCAUAUAUAUUUUUAUGAGCCCAAAAACUUUUAAUCAGCAAGUUUACCCAAAUAAAGUUUUACCAAUAGAGAAAACUCUCAAAGAAAAUAAAAUAAAAUUAAGAGCCUCUCGACUGAAAUUCCAUAAAUAAGUCAAAAAUUUAGAUCUUUAAAAGGAAUUUCAGCUAAGAAUAAAUUAAUCUAAUAAUCUAAAAAGAAAAAUCUGUAAAUCCCAUCUUGUGACAUAAAGCUUAAUUAAAAAGAAGGUAUUCGAAACACCCGUGUAUAAAGAUUUCAAUAAACAUUAUACUGAGUAAAAGCCCCAAACCUUUCGUUACAAAGACUUAGACCUUAAUUCAUAUAUUGAAGAAUAUAAAUUGAUAAAGUAAUAAACAAUUGCUACUGUGAUACUACCUAAUGUUUUUUAGCAUUAAAAUAGGAAUGAUAAUAGUUAAUCUAGUAGAUUAUCAAUCUAACCAUAUUAACAUUCUUUUAAACCUAAAAUUAAAACUAUAUCAAUAUCUUAAAAUAAGUAUAUUUAACAAAAGAAUUUUAAUAUAAGUGGUUGGAGUGAUCAUUCAAAUAAAUGA